Molecule: messenger RNA, 1934 nt
Organism: Neoarius graeffei (lesser salmon catfish)
Lineage: Eukaryota; Metazoa; Chordata; Actinopteri; Siluriformes; Ariidae
Gene: stard10
Product: StAR related lipid transfer domain containing 10
Exons: 6
Coding region: 475-1272 (265 amino acids)
Molecular function (GO): lipid binding
Source: RefSeq, a predicted model, not a curated record
CUACCCAGCGCUAGUGGAUGAUUGUGUCACUCCGCGCUCGCGCACCCAGCAGAGCACCGGCGUUUAUUCCGCUUCGCUUCCGGUGUUCAUUGUCUCUGUCGCGCGCUGUCGGUUAAUCAGUCCUCAGCGGUUAAACCCGGAGCGCUCGCGAGGCUCACUCGGUGUUGCUGACCGACAUUAAUUGAGCGUCACGAGACGCGCGCGCGCGCGCACCGGACACAGGUUGUUUAUAAAUGCGACGGUUUAUCCGCCAGCACAACUGAACUUGCGCACCGUCACGACUCCGGCUUCCCCGGGAACGCUGCAGAUUUACCGACUGGAAGAAAAAAAAAAAACAGAGCAAGCUUUUUUUUUUUUUCUUCUUCUUCCGUCCGUCCAAGCGGAUAUUUGCCCGAAUCAGGUUAAAGCAGGAUCCGGUUUCAGUGCCGGCUUCCGUUCGUGUUGCAGUGCGCGCGCUCGGUGUGCUCCAGGAAGAUGUCCGGUGAAGUUCUGAUCCCGGAUGACCGAGCCUUCAGUAACUUCAGACAGCAGUGUGUGUCGGAUGAAGGAUGGAGUCUGACUUACAAGAAGUCCGGUAUCACGGUUCUGAUCCAGAUCCUGGAGGAGGAGAAGUCCCUGCACAAAAUCAAGUGUCGGAUGGUGUGUAAGGACAUUUCUGCAGAAACCAUGUAUGACGUCCUCCACGACAUCGAUUAUCGACGAAAAUGGGACUUGAACGUGAUCGAGACCUUUGACAUCGGCAAACUGACUGCGAACGCUGAUGUCGGCUACUACUCCUGGAAGUGUCCUAAACCCCUAAAGAAUCGUGAUGUGAUCACUCUGCGCUCCUGGCUGCCUAUAGGAAGCGAUUACAUCAUCAUGAACUACUCUGUCAAACACCAGAAUUACCCACCAAAGAAGGAGCUGGUGCGAGCCGUUUCCAUCCAGACAGGUUACCUCAUCCAGAGCAAUGGUCCUUCCAGCUGUACCUUAACUUACCUGGCACAGGUUGACCCUAGAGGUUCUCUCCCUAAGUGGGUGGUGAAUAAAUCUUCCCAGCUUCUGGCUCCUAAAGCGAUGAAGCGUAUUGCAUGGGCGUGUGUGAAGUACAGCGAGUGGAAGCAGAAGCACAAUCCAGACUUUAAGCCAUGGCUUUACCCGGAGCAGAGUCGUCUGAGCAGCAUGGCUCUCUCGGAGCUCUCUGUGCAACGCGCCGACUCGCUCGAAAACAUCGACGAGAGCGCGCUGUGUGAGAGCAAGGACGAGUGUGCUGAACAAAGUGAUGAUGACUGAGCGCACACACACACACGCGUUGCAUCGAGGACACUAAACACGACACAUAGAGUACACUAAGGGACCCAACUGGGGUCAAUGUAUAGAUUAUAUAAAUAUUAUAAAUGCAGAGUAGGAAGAGGGACAGUGUUUAUUUCAUUAGUGAGCUCCGUCAGAUCCACAGCAGGACAAGUUUUAAAGCGGAUAAAACAUCUGUAUGCAAAUGAGUGUUUUGUUUUUCAAUCUCAUUGUGUUUAGGCAGUCAUGUGCAAGAAAACAGUGUCCACAUGGAAAAACUUCCCUUUGCUUCUUAAUCAUUCACUAAAAAAAAGUUCCUUUAUUCUUGUGGUCUGAAUAACGAGACAGAAAAAUUAACCAUUUCAAUUUUUUUUUUUUUUUCUCUUCCUGCCCCUCUCUCAUACUUACUCACUCGUUCAUAGUUGUGACCCCUGCCCACUUCUUGCCCCUUUUCGGAAGGAAGUGUCCUUGACUUCAUUUCUCAUGAUUUUGUUGGAAAAAGUUUCUUUACUAUGUAUUCUUCACAGCAUGAAGUGAUGCGACACACACACACACACACACACACACACACUGCCCACCCAACCAUAUACAUACGUACUGUACAUCCUGUCUUCUGCUGGUGUGCCACUAAGGUGACGAUAAAUAAAUUUGAUUUCUGUCUGGGA